Molecule: messenger RNA, 1904 nt
Organism: Durusdinium trenchii
Lineage: Eukaryota; Dinophyceae; Suessiales; Symbiodiniaceae
Source: the annotation of a GenBank genome assembly
CUUCACCCCUUUGGUUGCCAGCUACCACUGGCCCUGUGAACCGAGCUGCUGGCCUCCUGGGCGCUUUCUCCGUCGCUCUUCUCGCGGCCGUCGCGGCCUUUUCGCGGGGCGCCAUGUGUUAUGGCAGCGCGAAGCCCAUUUUCAUGUCGGAUGCCCCUGGCUUCCUCCAACGGCAACGUGCACGCGCUGCCAAGCACUUGGUGAGCGAACAUGCAGGAACCAUCACCUGCCGCUGCCAGAAGUGCAUUUUAGCCGCAGAGGCACGCACAGGUCCCACCAUCAGCAGCGAAUGGCCACUGCCGCCCGUAAAAUCGGCGGAGGACAGUGCUGGCUUCCUCACCGUUGGGCAGGUGCGUGCUGUACCAAGUCGUACCCUGCGGGAGCAGAAGGGAACCAGUGGCCGGUUGGAGGAGUCGCUGGUGCAGCGGGACUUCACCUGGCUCCUGCGCGUGAUGUCGGAGCUUUCGCCCUCGGAGGGCGGCGGCCUGGCGGGCACCCUGAGCUACGACGGCGUGUGGACGCCGGACCCACGCUCGCUGCAGGGGAAGCUGGGGAUCUUGGUGCCAGAGACGGUGAUCUUGGAAAAGGGGAAGCCCAAGAGGCGCUAUUUCCUCGACGCCGCCGGACGCAUCGGCGUGGUGCGGAUGAAGACCAGUGCCGAGCUCCUUCGUGUCUUGAGAGACUUCGUGCGCCGAGCUGCUGCGCAGCAUAACGAGCGCCAGGAGAGACGAAGCAGCAUGCGUCGCUCCUCUCGCUCCGAGCCCAGCCUGGCCCGCGCCUUGAGUCCGGCGGCCGACGCCAAGUCCACGGAGACGCCGAGCGCGCUACGGCAGAUCGAGGUGGCGGCCUUGCAUUACAAUGAUGGCCUAUCCAGACAGAUGAUGCUGGCCGAAGCUGUGAGCCAGAUCAAGGGUGCCAGUAAGCUGCCGCGGGAGUUCUGGCAACGCAUGCGGAUGUUGCAGGUGCCCAUCCUGAGUGCCUAUCCCAACAUCCCCGUGAGGUACAUCGCCUACAGCUUCGACAUCAACAGCGGCGGCUUAGCGCCGCAGGAGCCCAUGCCCUUGGGUGGCGGGGCUCGGAUCGAGCUGCGGACCAUGGGGAAGCACUCCCAGCAGGCCGAGUCGGAGGUGGCGCGGAUGGCCGCGGUGCCCAAGGCCUUGAACGAGUUCUUAAAGUCCAAGGCGCGCCGGGUGCGAAUGGAGAUCGUGAAGGGUCUCUUCGAGUUCGUGCUCGACGAGGGCGACAGCACCCUGUGGCUGGCCAACGCCAGCAAGCUUCGGUGCCGCUUCCUGCCGAAGACGGCGCAGGACGGAGUCCACGACGAGACCCUGAAGUCGGAGGUGCUCUUCUUCGAAGAGGAGGACUUCGAAGAGGAGAUGCGAGAGACGGAGAGUGUCAUUGAGUAUCUGAAGAAGCGCUUCGGCGGCGACCCGGGCGUGGCCUCCGGCGGCAAUGGCGUGCGAGGGAUCGAGGUCAGUGCCUCCGACCAACUGGCGGGUGUUGGCGUGCCCAGCAAUCUGGUGAACUUCUACGAAGAGGAAGAGAAGAUGCUACGGUACUACGAAGACGAAGUCCGCAUUAUGGCACUCCGGCGCGAGCGGCUGCCGCAGCACGAGAGCAAGGCGGUGGGCUUGGGCUGCUGGUUCCGCCGUUGGGUCAAGGCGGUGAAGGGCGUGCGACCCCCGCAGGGCUUCCGAGCGCUGAGAGCCUAGCGGCCUAGCGCGGUGCGGCUAGCGGCGUCGCGCGGCCGUCCCGGCCGUUUUUUUUUCUUCCCGAAAGGGCGCCUGAAGGCGACUUCUGGAGGGGUUUGUAGGAAGUAGGGCCGAGAAGGGGGUCAGGAGAUUUCUAUGGUGACACGGGUGAACCGUUCAUUUCGGAUCUGUCCACCUGAUGUUGAAACCCUA